Strongylus vulgaris is the source of this 473-nucleotide messenger RNA. The record is from the annotation of a GenBank genome assembly. NCBI's taxonomy places the organism in Eukaryota, Metazoa, Nematoda, Chromadorea, Rhabditida, Strongylidae.
AUGCGACUGCUAAUAUUCGCGCUAUGCGCGGUACUCUGUACGGGUAUCAAGAUUCGCGAAAGCAGGAACUACCUCGAAGACAAUAGGGUUCCACCAGUAGUAAAACCUAAGAAUCCUCAUGGAACAUCACGGUUCAACUACACUUAUCUGUCAGUAUGCCUAAAUGGAACCCACGAUGAUCCUUUAAUUACUGUAUACGCGAAGGAGUGUGAAGAUAAAGAAUCGCAAGUAGCGCUAGGCAAGUACACCAACCAGGUGAACACCACUGGGUGGGGCAUUUUGGAAAUCGAAACAUUUCCCGGUCAUCCAUACGACGUCCAGGCUUAUGCGGCUGGUGUGGCUGAAGGUGAGCGUUUUCUGUGGGGAAUUCUGGAAAUCGAAACAUUCCCCGGUCACCCAUACGACGUCCAGGCUUAUGCAGCUGGUGUGGCUGAAGGUGAGCGUUUUCUGUCAAAUCUGCAAAUUUUUUAAUU